This is a messenger RNA of Astyanax mexicanus (Mexican tetra), 3359 nucleotides long. RefSeq names its product potassium voltage-gated channel subfamily S member 2. NCBI's taxonomy places the organism in Eukaryota, Metazoa, Chordata, Actinopteri, Characiformes, Acestrorhamphidae. The transcript has 3 exons. Gene Ontology annotation, cellular component: voltage-gated potassium channel complex; membrane. Gene Ontology annotation, molecular function: protein binding; delayed rectifier potassium channel activity. The coding region runs from base 436 to 1923 and encodes 495 amino acids. Gene Ontology annotation, biological process: regulation of delayed rectifier potassium channel activity; potassium ion transmembrane transport; protein homooligomerization. The record is from RefSeq and is a predicted model, not a curated record.
GCUUUUAUGUCUGCGCAGUUUGAGCCUCUAUCAUCAUGCUCAGGGUUUUUAAGGACGAACAAGUUACCGCAGACCACCUGCAGACCUGCUGCACUUCCAGCCUGCGCUCCACCUGAUCUUAACCCGAGUCUGCAGACUGUCGGGUAUCGUGUCAGUGGUCUUCAUCGGCUCUGACAGGGACCACGUGCGACGCCAGCGCUACUUACAGCGAGCGCGCAAGCAGGGCGUCACUGUGACUCACAGACAUAAAGACAUAGGGAUCGCGCGGGAGAAACGGCACUGAAACCAGCUGCCAUCAAAUCCAGACAGAUGACUUAACCCGGAGCGGGACAGCGGGCGGCACUCAGCGCGCGAGGGGCUCAAGUGACAUGAAAGAAACUGGAGGAGGAGAGGAGAGCGCGCGCGCGGGCGGUCAAUACGUGAGAGAGGUGCAGCAUGGUGAAGGAGAACCUCCCUGCAUGGAUCCAGGAUCCAGAGGAUCGGCUGCUUAACAUCAAUGUAGGAGGCCUGAAGCACAGCUUCUGCUCAAGCCUGCUCCAAAAGUUUCCAGACACACGUCUGUGUCGCCUUCUGUCCUGUGACACGGAGGAAGCCAUUCUCCAGAUUUGUGAUGACUAUGAUGUUCAGAAGAAAGAGUUUUAUUUUGACCGUAACCCUGGACUCUUCCCCUACGUCCUCCAUUUCUAUCAGACUGGAAAGUUACACAUCAUGGAGGAGCUGUGUGUCUUCUCCUUCUGCCAGGAGAUUGAGUAUUGGGGAAUCAAUGAGUUCUUCUUGGACAAUUGCUGUAGUUAUCGUUAUCAUGAUCGCAAACUGGAGAGCCAUCACAAGUCCUGGGAUGAGGAGAGUGACGUGAGCAGCGUGGACACCUCUGUGGAUGAGAUAUCUGAUCUCAACAAGGACAUUCAACAUUUCCAGGACAUGCGUUGUGGUAAUGUUCGUAAGUGCCUUUGGCUGACUUUAGAAAAUCCUGGAUAUUCCAUCCCAAGUAAACUCUUCAGCUUGCUGUCCAUCAGCGUCGUAUUAAUGUCAAUUGCUACCAUGUGCAUCAACAGCAUCCCAGAGUACCAGAUGUUUGAUGACAAUGGUCAGCAGAUUGAGGACCCAACCAUGCAUGCCUUGGAGAUCUUCUGUAUCUGCUGGUUCACUUUUGAAGUGGUGACACGUAUGAUCCUAGCCCCAAACCGCCAAAAGUUUUUCCUCCUUCCACUGAACAUGAUUGACAUUGUCUCAGUGGUGCCGAUUUACAUCACACUUUUUUUUGAUCUGGUUGCUGGUGGCGAAUCUGAGCUGGGGAACCUAGGGAAAAUCGUCCAGGUUCUUAGGCUGAUGAGGAUCUUCAGGGUACUUAAGUUGGCCAGACACUCAACUGGGCUGAGGUCACUAGGUGCUACAUUACGGCACAGUUACAGAGAGGUGGGCAUCCUGCUGCUGUACCUUGCUGUGGGCGUGUCAGUCUUCUCUGGUAUGGCAUACACUGCAGAAUACGAAGAGGAUGUAGGUUUGGACACCAUUCCAGCCUGCUGGUGGUGGGGUACAGUCAGCAUGACUACAGUUGGGUACGGAGACGUUGUGCCUGUUACAGUAGCAGGAAAGCUGGCAGCUUCCGGCUGCAUCCUGGGAGGCACACUGGUGGUGGCAUUACCCAUCACCAUCAUCUUCAACAAGUUCUCCCAUUUCUACCGCAAACAGAAAGCUCUGGAAGCUUCGGUGAGGAACAAUAACAAGAAGAGACUCGGGAUAAAUCGGCAGGAGGGAGAAGAGGAGGAGGUGUCUGAUGGGGAUAGUCAGUGUUUAGAGGAAGAGGAUGAGGAUGAAGAUGAUCAUAGAGGAGGGGUGGUGAACUACAGUUACAUAGACCAUCCGCUUCCAGUACCUUUAUGUCAGUACGAGAGAAGAGCACCACUCGCGAGGGGACAAUGACUACUUCAGCUUUCAGCAAAACCCAACUGUGAUUGAGUCAGAGCUUAUGUUGCUCUUAGAAAUACUGGGACAUAGGCCAAACACUAAAAUCAACAUGUUUAUACAUUUCUGUGUCAAGGGUUUUGGAUGGGCAGUAACAUAAUACAUGCAGUGACAUUACAUAAUAAUUAUAUCAAUACUCUAACCAUGUUUGUGUCCAAUUGUGUCUAAAUGUAGUCCAUCCUGAUGUUUACUUUCUUUUAAUGACACACACAGGGCUAGUUGAGUGUAACAGAACCCCCAGUGAAGAAUCUUGAUUCCCUGCAUGUUAUACUGCAUUUAAUGACAGAAAUGUUUUAUUAAAAAAGGUGUAAAUCAGGCUUUUCAGCAGUAAUUAUUCUUUCAGCUUCAAAAGAAAAGCUAGAACUGCUGUAUGAUUAGGUGCUAAUGCUAAAUAAGUGUUCAGGUGUGUUUUUGUGUAACACUUUAGUACUAAUAUUAAUUAUGAAAAAUAUUUGCCUCCUUACAGAUUUUAUUUUGUUUUUGCAUUUUUGUCAUACCUACAUUUUUAAAUGAUCAAACACAUGUUAAUAUCAAACAAAUACAAAAUAUUUAACCCUUUCAAACUUGAAUUAUCUCCAGUGAUGGAAAAAAAUGCAAGAAUUCUGUCUGUAAUAUACAGAAAAGAAGACCCUAAUAUUUUACUUUAAAAUCUAUAUAGCAAAUAAAUCAAAUAUUUCAAUUGUAUUGGGAGCCUGUGUGUAUUUCUUUUAUAUUUCAUAUCAACAUUUUUAUUCCGUAAACCAUUCCUAAACAAUGUGUUCUAAAAAACAUUACAUUUGUAAAAAUGAGCUGUUACUUUGCCUCAAUGGUUCUAGCACUACUGUUUUUUCAGUGCAGUGGAAAGGGCCAAGUUACAGGUUCAAUGGUUUAUAAACUUGUUCAUUGGCUGGUUCAUGCUCUAUUCUAAUGAACAACAGCUCUCAAAUAGAGCAACCAAACUUUAAUCAUAAUGAAAAUACACAAUGUUCAUUGUAAUAGAUGCAGGUUCUGAAAGGGUUAAAUAUAAAAAGUAUAUAUAAAAUAUAUAUGAUGAUUGUAUCAUUUCAACAUACUAUCUAAACCAAUCUAGUCAUUUUGUAAAAAAUGUAAUGUUAAAAAGGUUAAAUUUGCAUCACUCUCUUUUACUUUGUCUUUUUAUUUAAAAAUGUAUCCUUUGUGGUGUCACAUGGCGUAGCAUGUUUAUAGAAAUUGAGAGUUUAUUCAGAUGAAUUAAGCUUUUACAUCAACAUGCCAAUAUUCAUAGGAUUCAUAUUUAACAGGGGACUGUAAUGCCAUAUUAUACCAUAUAUGUAAAGCCAUAUUCUCCUGUGUGUUUCACAGUAGUCUGUUUGUAAUGAUGUCACAUAACACCUGCCCAUAAAGGGACUGGUUUAUUAAAGUUUGUAUUGAAUUCA